Molecule: messenger RNA, 519 nt
Organism: Brassica napus (rape)
Lineage: Eukaryota; Viridiplantae; Streptophyta; Magnoliopsida; Brassicales; Brassicaceae
Exons: 3
Coding region: 1-519 (172 amino acids)
Source: RefSeq, a predicted model, not a curated record
AUGACUAGUAACAUAGCUGGACAGCUUAACAACGCAUUGGUAGAGGGUAGGUCGUCCCCAAUAAUUGAGUUGGUGAUGUUCAUACAAGGGAUGAUGACAAGGUGGUUCAGUGCAAGACGUAAGAAGGCCAAUAAGCACCAGGGUCUGAUGACAAUAGAAGUCGAUAGCGCUGGUGAAGGGCAGCAAGAUACCAUGUGGGCAUGCCAUGAUUGCGGCCACAACAUAGGGCUCGCAUAUGAGACUAUGGUUGGACAUUGGUACAAGACGGUGGCAUGGAGGGAAACCUAUGCAUGUGUUAUUAGGCCAAUUGGCGACCCCAGAGACGAAUCUAUUCCGGAAGACGUGAGGGAUGCAAUGUUGAUGCCACCAUUGACUAAGAGGCCACCAGGGAGGCGUAGAACCAAACGAUUUCCCUCGACAGGGGAGAUGCCGAGUCCUAAGAAGAAGACUGUGUCUAAUAAGUGCGGGAGGUGCAGGGUAGAAGGACACAACCGCACCAAUUGCACGGUUCCGAUAUGA